CGCCCCCUGACCCCGCGCCGCCGCGCGCGCUGCGGCCUCGGCGUAAGGGUUGGCGCCGGCCCGGGUGCUGCGGUCGCGGGCUUCCGUCUCCGCGGCGCCGCGGCCCAUGGGGAGAGUCGGCCGGGCGGGCCGGCAUUAAACUCAAAAGAUGUCCCUAUACGAUGACCUGGGAGUGGAGACCAGUGAUUCAAAAACAGAAGGCUGGUCCAAAAACUUUAAACUUCUGCAGUCUCAGCUUCAGGUCAAGAAGGCAGCUCUCACACAAGCAAAGAGCCAGAGAACGAAACAGAGUACGGUACUUGCCCCAGUAAUCGACCUAAAGCGAGGUGGCUCUUCAGACGACCGGCAGAUCGUGGACACCCCCCCGCAUGUGGCGGCAGGCCUGAAGGAUCCUGUUCCCAGUGGAUUUUCUGCAGGAGAAGUUUUGAUUCCUUUAGCUGAUGAAUAUGAUCCCAUGUUUCCUAACGAUUAUGAGAAAGUAGUGAAACGCCAAAGAGAGGAACGACAGAGACAGCGGGAGCUGGAAAGACAGAAAGAAAUAGAAGAGAGAGAAAAGAGGCGUAAAGACAGACAUGAAGCUAGUGGGUUUUCAAGGCGACCAGAUCCAGAUUCUGAUGAAGAUGAGGAUUAUGAGCGGGAGAGGCGGAAAAGAAGCAUGGGCGGAGCUGCCAUCGCACCACCCACUUCUCUUGUAGAGAAAGACAAAGAGUUACCCCGAGAUUUCCCUUACGAAGAGGAUUCCAGACCUCGCUCUCAGUCUUCCAAAGCUGCUAUCCCUCCUCCAGUAUACGAGGAACAAGACAGACCCAGAUCUCCAACUGGACCUGGCAACUCCUUCCUUGCCAACAUGGGUGGCACAGUAGCACAUAAAAUCAUGCAGAAGUACGGCUUCCGGGAAGGCCAGGGUCUUGGGAAGCACGAACAAGGGCUGAGCACAGCACUGUCAGUGGAGAAGACAAGCAAGCGAGGAGGCAAGAUCAUUGUGGGUGAUGCCACAGAGAAAGAUGCAUCCAAGAAGUCAGAUUCAAAUCCAUUAACUGAAAUACUUAAGUGUCCUACCAAAGUGGUCCUCCUAAGGAACAUGGUUGGUGCAGGAGAGGUAGAUGAAGACUUGGAAGCAGAAACCAAGGAAGAGUGUGAAAAAUACGGCAAAGUUGGAAAAUGUGUGAUAUUUGAAAUUCCUGGUGCCCCUGAUGAUGAAGCAGUACGAAUAUUUUUAGAGUUUGAGAGAGUUGAGUCAGCAAUUAAAGCUGUUGUUGAUCUGAAUGGGAGGUAUUUUGGUGGACGGGUGGUAAAAGCAUGUUUCUACAAUUUGGAUAAGUUCAGGGUCUUGGAUUUGGCCGAACAAGUCUGAUUUUAAGAACUAGAGCACGAGUCAUCUCCGAUGAUCCUUAAAUGAGCUGCAGGCUGAGCAGAGAAGGAAAAGGCCUCAGCCAGCCUGUGUGGCUGCUGCGUACAGAGACUCUUGGAAGGACUUCUAAGAUAUAUGUUGAUUGAUCCCUUUUUUAUUUUGUGGUUUUUUAAAUAUAGUAUAAAAAUCCUUUAAAAAAAAACCAACAAUCUGUGUGCCUCUGGUUGUUUCUCUUUUUUUUAUUACCACUUCUGAGAUGAUUACAUUUUUUGCUAGGAUUUCAUGAUAAUUCUCAAGUGCUUCAGUGAUACAGCAUUUCUUGCACUAAAAAAUCUAGAAAGUUUUGGGAUAUGGGGUUGUAUUGUUACCCUUUGCUUUUCUUUCUUUUUUGAAUUAUUUUAAUAAAACCUGCAAGUUACUAAACUGUAGCUUCAUAAGUUCUAUAAUAAAGCAUCAUCUUGGCAGUUUGCCAAAGGUGAACAUGUUUGCUUUCUCUAA
This is a messenger RNA of Canis lupus familiaris (dog), 1849 nucleotides long. RefSeq names its product RNA binding motif protein 17 (gene RBM17). The record is from RefSeq and is a predicted model, not a curated record. The transcript has 12 exons. Gene Ontology annotation, cellular component: precatalytic spliceosome. Gene Ontology annotation, biological process: alternative mRNA splicing, via spliceosome; mRNA cis splicing, via spliceosome. Lineage: Eukaryota; Metazoa; Chordata; Mammalia; Carnivora; Canidae. Gene Ontology annotation, molecular function: RNA binding. The coding region runs from base 149 to 1354 and encodes 401 amino acids.